AUGGCAACCAAGAUUUUCAAAUACUUCUCUCAAAUGUUUGUUGUGAAAGAGCGUGAAAUGGAAAUUGGGUACCCAACAGAUGUGAAACAUGUAGCACACAUUGGCUGGGAAGGCCCAUCUGAUAGCGCUCCCACUUGGAUGAACGAAUUUAAAAAUGGACCAGAUUUCUCAACCAGCUCGCUUGGUAGUAACGCUGGUGCUCGGAUGGGUUCCUCUAAUCCUAUGGCUUAUUCUCCUUGGUCCUCUCAAGAUUUUGAGCAUUCGAUGGGACACCAACCGUCCUCGGACAUGUUCAGAGACCUUCCUCGUAGUGAACUUCCUAAUGUGCCCAAGAAACCAAAGCGGAAAAAGGUCAAGUCUUCGUCUCCCUCAGCAUCAAGAUCCUCAAGAGCAACAAAGUCAAAGGCGACUGCAUACACCCAAAUGGAGGCAACACAAAACCUGCUAAUAUAG
This is a messenger RNA of Prunus armeniaca (apricot), 453 nucleotides long. The record is from the annotation of a GenBank genome assembly. NCBI's taxonomy places the organism in Eukaryota, Viridiplantae, Streptophyta, Magnoliopsida, Rosales, Rosaceae.